Messenger RNA from Dryobates pubescens (Downy woodpecker), 5050 nucleotides. It is a transcript of the gene CACNA1D, whose product is annotated as calcium voltage-gated channel subunit alpha1 D. NCBI's taxonomy places the organism in Eukaryota, Metazoa, Chordata, Aves, Piciformes, Picidae. Gene Ontology annotation, biological process: calcium ion import across plasma membrane. The coding region runs from base 31 to 5037 and encodes 1668 amino acids. Gene Ontology annotation, molecular function: high voltage-gated calcium channel activity. Gene Ontology annotation, cellular component: voltage-gated calcium channel complex; membrane. The record is from RefSeq and is a predicted model, not a curated record. The transcript is spliced from 41 exons.
UUUUCUCUCACACUGGAGAAAGUGGCAACAAUGCACCAGCAACAGCAGCCGGAGCAGCACCCCGAAGAGGUGAACUAUGCAAGUAGCACCAGAAUCCCUCUCCCUGGUGACGGACCAGCUAUUCAGUCAAACAGUUCAGCACCAUCCAAGCAAACUGUUCUAUCUUGGCAAGCUGCAAUUGAUGCUGCUAGACAAGCAAAGGCUGCCCAAAAUAUGAGUACUACCACAGCCCAGCCUGUAGGAUCUCUGUCCCAAAGAAAACGCCAGCAAUAUGCCAAGAGCAAAAAACAGGGUAAUACAUCUAAUAGUCGGCCACCCCGUGCCCUUUUCUGUUUAUCUCUCAACAACCCAAUACGAAGAGCCUGCAUUAGUCUAGUAGAAUGGAAACCAUUUGACAUAUUUAUACUACUGUCUAUUUUUGCCAAUUGUGUGGCCUUAGCUGUUUACAUCCCAUUCCCAGAAGAUGAUUCUAAUUCAACUAAUCAUAAUUUGAUGAAUGAUGCUAUGGGAUUUGAAUUGCCAUGGGUGUAUUUUGUCAGUCUCGUCAUCUUUGGGUCAUUUUUCGUACUAAAUCUUGUUCUUGGUGUAUUGAGCGGAGAAUUUUCCAAGGAAAGAGAAAAAGCCAAGGCCCGAGGAGACUUUCAGAAGCUACGUGAAAAACAGCAACUUGAAGAAGAUCUGAAGGGAUAUUUAGACUGGAUUACACAGGCAGAAGACAUUGACCCUGAGAACGAUGAAGAGGUCGAUGAAGAAGGCAAGCGGAACACAAGCAUGCCCACCAGUGAAACUGAGUCAGUGAACACCGAGAAUGUGAGUGGAGAAGGAGAGAGCCCAGCAUGCUGUGGGAGUUUAUGUCAAACCAUCUCGAAAUCCAAGUUCAGUCGACGCUGGCGUCGCUGGAAUCGAUUUAAUCGAAGAAAAUGUAGAGCUGCAGUAAAAUCUGUCACAUUUUAUUGGCUUGUUAUUGUCUUGGUCUUUCUGAACACAUUAACUAUCUCAUCAGAGCACUAUAAUCAACCUGACUGGCUGACCCAGAUCCAAGAUAUCGCAAAUAAAGUUCUUCUGGCUUUAUUCACCUGUGAAAUGUUAGUAAAGAUGUACAGCUUGGGCCUACAGGCUUAUUUUGUUUCUCUUUUUAACCGCUUUGAUUGCUUCGUUGUUUGUGGUGGCAUUGUUGAAACCAUUUUGGUGGAGUUGGAAAUUAUGUCACCCCUUGGAAUUUCAGUGUUUCGCUGUGUUCGUCUCCUGCGUAUUUUUAAAGUAACAAGGCACUGGGCAUCCCUGAGCAACUUGGUAGCAUCCUUGUUAAACUCAAUGAAGUCCAUUGCUUCACUGUUGCUUCUGCUUUUCCUCUUCAUCAUAAUCUUCUCGUUGCUUGGAAUGCAGCUGUUUGGAGGCAAAUUUAAUUUUGAUGAAACUCAAACAAAACGGAGCACCUUCGAUAAUUUUCCACAAGCUCUUUUAACUGUAUUCCAGAUUCUAACAGGUGAAGACUGGAAUGCUGUUAUGUAUGAUGGCAUAAUGGCAUAUGGUGGUCCAUCAUCAUCAGGCAUGAUAGUCUGUAUAUAUUUUAUUAUCCUCUUCAUCUGUGGUAACUAUAUCUUGCUAAAUGUCUUCUUGGCCAUUGCUGUGGAUAACUUGGCAGAUGCUGAGAGUCUAAAUACAGCUCAGAAAGAAGAAGCUGAAGAAAAGGAGAGGAAAAAGAAUGCGAGGAAAGAGAGCCUGGAAAAUAAAAAAAGUGAGAAGUCAGAAGGUGAUCAAAAAAAGCCCAAGGAUAGUAAGGUAACAAUUGCUGAAUAUGGAGAAGAAGAUGAGGAUAAAGAUCCCUACCCACCCUGUGAUGUACCAGUAGGUGAGGAGGAAGAAGAUGAGGAGGAUGAGCCAGAGGUACCAGCAGGCCCACGUCCCCGUAGAAUAUCGGAGCUAAACAUGAAGGAGAAGAUAACGCCGAUCCCUGAAGGGAGUGCCUUCUUCAUUUUCAGCAGCACCAACCCAAUUCGAGUGGGAUGCCACAAACUCAUCAAUCACCACAUCUUUACCAAUCUUAUUCUCGUCUUCAUCAUGCUGAGCAGUGUUUCCCUAGCAGCAGAAGAUCCAAUUCGCAGCCACUCUUUUCGAAAUAAUAUCCUAGGGUAUGCAGAUUAUGUCUUCACUAGUAUGUUUACAUUUGAGAUCAUUUUGAAGAUGACAGCAUUUGGAGCAUUCCUUCAUAAAGGGUCCUUCUGCAGGAAUUAUUUUAAUUUGCUGGAUUUGCUGGUUGUGGGUGUUUCUCUGGUAUCAUUUGGUAUUCAAUCAAGUGCUAUUUCAGUUGUGAAGAUCCUCAGAGUUCUAAGAGUCUUGAGGCCCCUAAGGGCAAUAAAUAGAGCAAAAGGACUUAAGCAUGUUGUUCAGUGUGUCUUUGUGGCUAUUAGAACUAUUGGUAAUAUCAUGAUCGUUACAACUCUGCUGCAGUUCAUGUUCGCUUGUAUUGGAGUGCAGCUGUUCAAGGGAAAAUUCUACAGGUGCACUGAUGAGGCAAAACAGAAUCCAGAGGAAUGCCGAGGGAUAUACAUUGUUUAUAAAGAUGGAGAUGUUGAUAAUCCAAUGGUCAAAGAGAGGGUCUGGCAAAAUAGCGAUUUCAACUUUGAUAAUGUUCUGUCUGCUAUGAUGGCCCUUUUUACAGUAUCCACUUUCGAAGGCUGGCCUGCGCUGCUAUAUAAAGCCAUUGAUUCAAAUGGCGAGAAUGUAGGACCUGUAUACAACUAUAGAGUGGAGAUCUCCAUUUUUUUCAUCAUCUAUAUCAUCAUUAUUGCUUUCUUUAUGAUGAACAUAUUUGUUGGUUUUGUGAUUGUUACGUUCCAAGAACAGGGAGAACAAGAGUAUAAGAACUGUGAGCUGGACAAAAAUCAGCGUCAGUGUGUGGAAUACGCCUUGAAGGCACGUCCUCUUCGUAGAUACAUUCCAAAAAAUCCUUACCAGUACAAGUUCUGGUAUGUGGUGAAUUCUACAGGAUUUGAAUACAUCAUGUUUGUCCUCAUCAUGCUGAACACGCUUUGCUUGGCUAUGCAGCACUAUGGACAGUCUAAGCUCUUCAAUGAUGCAAUGGACAUUAUGAAUAUGGUUUUCACAGGAGUGUUCACUGUUGAAAUGGUUUUGAAACUGAUUGCAUUCAAACCCAAGGGCUAUUUUAGUGAUGCCUGGAAUACGUUUGACUCCCUCAUCGUUAUUGGCAGCAUAGUAGACGUCGUUCUCAGUGAAGCUGAUCACUAUUUCACUGAUGCAUGGAACACUUUUGAUGCCUUAAUUGUUGUUGGUAGCGUCGUUGAUAUUGCUAUAACAGAAGUUAAUCCAAAGCCAACUGAAACAGUCACAACUGAUGAGUCUGGGAACUCUGAAGACAGCGCUAGAAUCUCCAUCACUUUUUUCCGUCUGUUCCGGGUGAUGAGGUUGGUGAAGCUGCUUAGCAGAGGAGAAGGAAUCAGAACUUUACUAUGGACGUUCAUUAAGUCAUUUCAGGCUCUGCCUUAUGUCGCCCUUCUGAUAGCCAUGCUGUUCUUCAUCUAUGCUGUCAUUGGCAUGCAGGUGUUUGGAAAAGUGGCCAUGAGGGACAACAAUCAAAUAAACAGAAACAACAAUUUUCAAACUUUCCCCCAAGCUGUGCUUCUUCUCUUCAGGUGUGCAACUGGAGAAGCCUGGCAGGAAAUCAUGCUGGCAUGUUUGCCUGGAAAACGCUGUGAUCCAGAAUCUGAUUAUAAUCCAGGGGAAGAGUACACGUGUGGAAGCAAUUUUGCCAUCAUUUAUUUUAUCAGUUUUUACAUGCUUUGUGCAUUUUUGAUUAUAAACUUGUUUGUGGCUGUCAUUAUGGAUAACUUUGAUUAUUUGACACGUGACUGGUCUAUUUUGGGUCCCCAUCAUUUGGAUGAGUUCAAAAGGAUAUGGUCUGAAUAUGACCCUGAAGCGAAGGGAAGGAUAAAGCAUCUUGAUGUGGUUACAUUGCUGAGACGCAUUCAGCCACCACUUGGUUUUGGCAAAUUGUGCCCUCACCGAGUGGCCUGCAAGAGGUUAGUCGCAAUGAAUAUGCCAUUAAACAGUGAUGGAACUGUCAUGUUCAACGCUACUUUGUUUGCUUUGGUUAGGACUGCUCUAAAGAUAAAAACAGAAGGUAACCUAGAACAAGCAAAUGAAGAACUUAGAGCAGUUAUAAAGAAAAUAUGGAAGAAAACGAGCAUGAAAUUACUUGACCAAGUUGUUCCUCCAGCUGGCGAUGAUGAGGUAACCGUGGGGAAGUUCUAUGCCACCUUCCUGAUACAGGACUACUUUAGGAAAUUCAAGAAACGCAAAGAGCAAGGACUGGUGGGGAAAUAUCCUGCGAAGAAUACCACGAUUGCUCUGCAGGCAGGACUAAGGACACUUCAUGAUAUUGGCCCUGAAAUACGCCGAGCUAUAUCCUGUGACUUGCAAGAUGAUGAACCAGAGGAAAACAAUCCAGAGGAAGAGGAAGAUGUUUAUAAAAGGAAUGGUGCCCUAUUUGGCAACCACAUAAACCAUAUUAGUAGUGACAGACGAGAUUCAUUUCAACAGAUCAACACCACACACCGUCCCUUACAUGUUCAGCGGCCUUCAAUUCCAUCUGCAAGUGAUACUGAGAAAACUAUGUAUUCUCAGGCAGGAAAUUCUGUAUACCACAACCAUCAUCAUCACAACUCAAUAGGAAAGCAAGUUCCAAACUCAACCAAUGCCAAUCUCAAUAAUGCCAACGUGUCCAAAGUUCAUGGGAAACACACAAAUUUUGGAAAUCGUGAGCAUAGAUCCGAAAAUGGUUACCAUUCCUACUCCAGAACUGAUCAUGACAAGCGUAGAAGGCCAAGCAGUAGGAGAACCCGCUACUAUGAAACGUAUAUUCGAUCUGACUCUGGUGAUGGGCGUCGACCUACCAUUUGCCGUGAAGAACGUGAUGAUCGCGAUUAUUGCAAUGAUGAUCGUUAUUUGGCAGAGCAGGAAUAUUUUAGUGGAGAUGAGUAUUAUGAGGAAGACAGUAUGUUGUCAGGAAGCAGGUGAGGAUAAUUGCUAA